Molecule: messenger RNA, 2362 nt
Organism: Cuculus canorus (common cuckoo)
Lineage: Eukaryota; Metazoa; Chordata; Aves; Cuculiformes; Cuculidae
Gene: ING4
Product: inhibitor of growth family member 4
Exons: 8
Coding region: 244-993 (249 amino acids)
Biological process (GO): positive regulation of apoptotic process; regulation of DNA-templated transcription
Cellular component (GO): nucleus
Source: RefSeq, a predicted model, not a curated record
CCACUCUGCGAUACCUCAGGCGCAGAGGGCGAAGCGGCCACGACGGCUGCGCAGAGCCCAGCCUGGCGGUGGGGCCGGGAGCGACUGCACGGCCGGGCGGAAGCGGUGGCACGGCGGUGCCGGAAGCGGCUGCAAGGCCGGGCGGAAGCGGUGGCACGGCGGGGCCGGAAGCGGCUGCAAGGCUGGGCGGAAGCGGUGGCCCCGCCGGGCGAAAGCGGCUCCCGGGGUGGUGCGGGGUCCAAGAUGGCGGCGGGGAUGUACCUGGAGCACUACCUGGACAGUAUUGAGAACCUGCCAUUUGAACUGCAGAGAAACUUCCAGCUCAUGCGAGAUCUGGAUCAGAGGACAGAAGACCUCAAAUCAGAGAUCGAUAAGUUGGCCACGGAGUAUAUCAGCAACGCACGGACCUUGUCUUCAGAGGAGAAACUGGGGCUUCUGAAGCAAAUCCAGGAAGCCUAUGGGAAGUGCAAGGAGUUUGGGGACGACAAGGUUCAGCUGGCUAUGCAGACCUACGAGAUGGUCGAUAAGCACAUCCGGCGUCUGGACACAGAUCUCGCUCGCUUUGAAGCAGACCUGAAGGAGAAGCAGAUAGAGUCGAGUGACUACGACAGUUCUUCCAGCAAGGGCAAGAAGAAGGGCCGAGCCCAAAAAGAGAAGAAAGCAGCCCGUGCUCGCUCUAAAGGGAAGAACUCUGAUGAGGAGGCGCCAAAAACUGCCCAAAAGAAAUUGAAGCUUGUCCGCACUAGCACAGAGUAUGGGAUGCCUUCGGUCACCUUUGGAAAUGUGCACCCUUCGGAUGUGUUGGAUAUGCCCGUGGACCCCAAUGAGCCUACUUAUUGCCUGUGCCACCAGGUUUCCUAUGGGGAGAUGAUUGGCUGUGACAACCCAGAUUGUUCCAUUGAAUGGUUUCAUUUUGCCUGCGUGGGUCUGACAACAAAGCCAAGAGGAAAAUGGUUCUGCCCUCGCUGUUCCCAGGAGAGGAAGAAGAAGUAAAAUCCCGUGAGGCCUCAGUACUGCUACAGGAGCUCUCCUCUCCCUGCCAGGGCCUCGUUCCAGCUCCCCCAGCCCUUGGGCCCUUGGCUGGGGGGGAGUCUUGCCCUGUUUGUGAUUUGGGCCAUCCCUGGAAUGGUGUGUAACCUCACAGCGGUUCCCGUGUGUCCCGUAUCCCUGGUUGUUUCCGAAUCCCUAAGGGAGACCCUCUCUAUGUACUAUUCCAAACAGGUCUCUGAACCUCAAAGGGAAUGAAUGAGGGCACCAGGGUAGCCACCAGAUUCCCAGGGAUUCAGGUAGCCCCUGAUUUUCCUUGGCUUUCCUUCAGCUUCCACUGAGUUCAUUGCCUACUCUCUGCUUAGAGAACAAGGCUAUGGCAUGGGGGAAGGAAAGGAGGUAAGUCUUCACCAUUUUAGGGCUUUGGUUUUCCUGGAUCAUUUUCAGGAGAGAGGGAGUAACCAGGCCACUUCUUAAUCUAUAGGGUUGGUUGAGAGAGUGAAACCCUAACGUACUCCCUGUCUGUAACCAUUCCACUACUGACAUUGAGAAACCUCUUUUGUUGGGGAGAAGAGGAGGAGGGAGGAGUGUUUAGAGCUAGCUUGUCUCUCUUAUUCCUGGGGUAAACGUGCUGGUCUGGGAAGCACCCUGUGUGAAGGAGGAAGAAUUUCUGGCCACGUGGGGAGAGAUGGAUGGAUCUAGCCUCUCUUCUGGCUCAAAUUCUCCCUUCCUUUUGUGCAGCGGGGCUUCUCCAUUAUGUUGAUGAUGGAAAGUUUGGGGAUUCAGAUCCCCCUUGUAUAAUAAGGAAUUAAAUAAAGUUCAUUGAAACAGAUGAUCUACUUGUCUCAGUGUCACCUCGGAAGCAAAAUGUGGCAAUUGGUCUCUAGUUAUUCUUUCUUUCUCAGCUCUGCUUUUAAUCAACAUGAUGGAUGUGGUGCAGCUUUUUCAUGUAUCGGUCCUGAACAGUGUUAGUAAGUGACAUUCUGCCCAAGCCAGGCUUCAAAUAUACCUAAUAAUCUUGCAAAAGGUUACUAGGCUUUCUAGCGGCUGUGAAAAAUCUUUGCCCCUUCAGGCAUGGCUCUGUGAGAGGGUGGAUAUUCAUUCACAUUUUUGUUGGAUCAUUUACUUCAUCAGCUCUAAGAUGAGGAGCAGAAUCCCCUGUCAGACAGUGAAUACGAGACCAUCUUGAUCAGCCUUUUUUCUUAUUUCUUAAUUUUUUUUUUCCUUUGUUUUCAUUCUUUUCCACCUUUCUUGCUCCUGGUUCUCCUAGGGCCCCGUAAGCAGGGGGGGUGGAGGGAGACCUAGGGCCGGCUUAUCCUGGUUCCCUGCUCAGCACCCACAGACCAGAGCAGGCUGCCCUGCCAGAUACUCUUUG